Messenger RNA from Acipenser ruthenus (sterlet), 2426 nucleotides. RefSeq names its product E3 SUMO-protein ligase KIAA1586-like. Gene Ontology annotation, molecular function: protein dimerization activity. NCBI's taxonomy places the organism in Eukaryota, Metazoa, Chordata, Actinopteri, Acipenseriformes, Acipenseridae. Bases 151 to 2340 code for a protein of 729 amino acids. The transcript has 2 exons. The record is from RefSeq and is a predicted model, not a curated record.
UUCCAGUUUUUUUUUUUUAGCAAAUCAAUUUUGAAAGUGAUGUUGCUGACAACCAAUCAGAGAAGGAGGCGGUUCGUUCCUUGGCCGUAACUGAGGUGAUGAUAUUAGUAACGGUAUUAAUAAUAAUAAAAAACAACUCGCAAAUCAAAAAUGUCUGGUCUCGGAGGUAGUAAACGAACUCGUCAAGAGACUUUGAUACAAUAUUUUGGCAAUAGUAGUAAAAAACAGAAGAUCGUUUGUUGUACGGCAGAAGCAGAACCUACAGUGGAACCAGAACCUACAGCAGUUGAAGAAAAAAGCGCGGAGAAACAGCCAUGGCCAAACAUCUGGAGUUCUGAGGUAUGGGAAGAAAAGAAACAACUUUACACUUUCCUUGACUGUGCGGAUGGUAAUCUGGGCUGUCGUGUUUGUAGACGUGUUUCUGCGCUGUCAGUUUUGAAAAGUCAGGGUGUUUCUCUGUCUUCUGAGUGGAAAAAUUACAGUGUUGGGUACAAUGGAAAAACUCGAGAGCAACAGCUACGAUCUUUGAGAAAAAAGAUAGCUGAACACAAGAAAUCCAGCGCUCAUAACAAGGCCACUGCAUUGUUACAGCAGAACACAGAGGACAUUAUUGGGAAAUGUGUUGACAGUGCAAAAAGGCGAGAUCACGAAACUACCUGUAAAAUAUUUUCUACUGCUUACUACCUUGCAAAACAAAAUCGACCCUAUUCUGAUCAUCAGGCCUUACUGGAACUGCAAGAAAUAAAUGGUGUUAAUGUGGGAACUGGUCUUCAUUCCAGAUACAGCGCCACUCAAAUUAUCAACCACGUUUCUGAUGAAAUGGUCAAAAAGGCCUGUGAGAGAAUAAUACACAUCGAUGGAAAAAUUGCUGUGUUAAUUGAUGAAUCAACAGCUCUGAAUGGUUCCCCAGCACUUAUUGUGCAUCUCAAAUGCGAGACAGACAAGACACGUGACCCUCACUUCAUGUUUUUGGAGUUAGUUGAACUUUUUGAUCAGUCAGCUGAGUCCAUAGUGUUAGCGCUUACUAAGUGUCUUCAAAAACACGGGUUUGACCAUGCAUACUUACAGAAAAAUCUUGUUGCAUUUGCAAGUGACGGUGCAAGUGUAAUGCUUGGGAAAAAAUCUGGUGUGGCAAAACGAAUUUCAGACAUGUACCCCAACAUUGUUGUCUGGCACUGUCUAAAUCACAGACUCGAACUUGCAGUUGCCGAUAGUGUUUCUGAGACUACUGGCAUGAACCAUUUUCAUUAUUUCAUGGACAAGCUAUACUCAGUCUACAGUAGAUCAGCACUAAAUCAGCAAGAACUCCGAAAUUGUGCGAAGGAACUGGAUGCUGUCUUGAGGAAAAUUGGUCGUGUACUGGAUGUGAGAUGGGUUUCCAGUUCGUUCAGGACUGUCUCCGCUGUGUGGGAAAGUUUUGAAGUUCUGUCGACUCAUUUUAAAGCUGCCGUAAGCUCUAAGCGGACUUCUGCUGAAAGAGCGACAUACAGCGGUCUACUGAAAAGGCUGUGCUCGCCAGAAUUUCUCAUUGACCUCGGAGUUAUGUACGAUGCCUUAUACGAACUUUCACUGCUGUCAGAGAUUCUCCAGAAACGGACUACUACAUUGGUUUAUGCAGAUAAAAUGGCACGUAGAACAGUAAGGAUUUUUGAAUCCAUGAAUGAGAAUGUAGGUACAAAGACUCUUGAAGCGCAGAUAGCUGCCAUGGAAGGAACAUUUAAAUCUACAGUGCUGACGUCGAAUCCCAAACAUGUAAAAAUAAAUCAUAAACAAUUCCUUACCAAACUCGCCAAUCAUAUGAAAGAACGACUUUUUACAACCACUGCAUCAAAUGAGAAGGCUUCUUCCGAGGUGAAUUGCCAAAAAUAUGAAAGUCUUCUUUCUGAGCUCUUGGUCCUGGAUCCACACCACUGGCCUGCAGAACUACCCCAGGGUUAUGGCGAAAAUGAAGUUGAAAGAUUGUGUCGGCGCUUUCAGCUAAAUGAACGUAUUAUCAAAAAUGCAUUUCGAGAUUUUAAGGAGAACAACGGAAGAAUUCCAGAUGAUUUAGCUCCACUUAUUAACUGCACACGUGUGAUCCCGUGCAGUACUGCUGAAUGUGAAAGGGGAUUCAGCCAAAUGAACUUAAUUAUAACUGAUCAGCGUUCCAAAAUUUUAAUCAAACAUGCUUCAGCCUUAAUGUUUAUCAAGCUUCAUGGACCCCCUUUGAGACAGUGGAAUCCAAGCCCUUAUGUGACCACUUGGUUGCGACACAAUCAUCGAUCCGCAGAUGACAGCCGUACACGGGUGGCAGCUCCAAUUUCCAGCGACUCCCCUGACGCUCUGUGGCAGUUCCUAUAGUUGACUAAAAACAACCUGUGAUUGGUAAGUGCAACUUUUAAUUUUCUAUAGAGAGGGGAGAUUUUACAGAAAUUUGUUCAGUAAAA